Messenger RNA from Siniperca chuatsi (mandarin fish), 1519 nucleotides. Its product is annotated as transmembrane protein 182-like. Gene Ontology annotation, cellular component: membrane. The transcript is spliced from 5 exons. The coding region runs from base 278 to 1084 and encodes 268 amino acids. NCBI's taxonomy places the organism in Eukaryota, Metazoa, Chordata, Actinopteri, Centrarchiformes, Sinipercidae. The record is from RefSeq and is a predicted model, not a curated record.
AUGCAAGAGUUUAUUUUCAUUGAACCACUUCAUGCACCUGAUUGGUCAGUAAGGCAAGGGAGAGGCUUGUGUUUGUCAUAGUCAUCACUUAUUUCUUGCAGCACAAGAGUAACGGUCACAUGGAUAUACAACUCAGCAAAUUAGUAAAUGAGAAUUUUAAUAUUUGAACAUGAAAGUCUGUCGAAAGCAAAGAAUGAAAAAUGGCUGAAGAAAAGCGUGCAGAAUUGCAGCUAUAUAAAACAAAAAAGCGUGGAUAGAAAGACAAACCGACUGAGACAUGUCUCCUGCUGAGAGGCUGAAGGUGCUCCUCUUCUUGGCUUUGUUCUUCGGAGCAAUAGGAUUUCUGUUCACACUGCUCUCCUGUGGGACGGAGUACUGGCUGCUGGCUGCUGAGUCCUGCAGCCGGCCAGAGGACAGCUGUGGAGGAAGGGGCCUGAGAGAGGGGAAGAGCAGCACUGAGGCUAUAGACGGUGUGAGGAUCUUCCAUGAGGGUCUGUUUUGGCGGUGCUCUUUCAUGGCUCUUUCAAAUGAAUACUCUAUAUGGGACCUUUGGAUCACAAAUCAGCCACCAUCAAAGGUCUGCCAGGCUGCUUUCCUCUUCCCAUUUCCUGUUAAUGAGCCAAUGCGAUCAUGGGUGGAGCCACACGGUUUACCCACAGAACCGUAUGAACAUCACUCUGCCAUUGUUUUUAGAACCUUCUGGAGCAUCUUCCUCGUCACAGCCUUGACGGCCGUCGCCAUUGGUGGAUUUGUUGUCAUCUGUGCCGGCCCUCUGGCCAAUCACAAACUCUAUAAAGUGGGUGGGGCCCUUCAGCUUUGUGGCGGUCUGUGCCUGCUGGCAGUGGUGGUGAUGUAUCUGAUGUGGGUCCAGGUCCUGGACACCCUGGAUCAGUUUGCCCGUCAUCAGAGAGUCUCCAGUUGCCCCUUCUUCCACCUCAGCAUCCAGCACGGUCCUUCAUUCCUCCUGGCUCCGGUCGCUGUCUUCUUCUGCCUGCUGGCUGGCCUCCUCUUCAUCCUGGUUGGCCGGAGUAUUCGGGGGUUACAGCUGGAUAAAAGAACUGAACUUGCAGCAUCUGAUGUUUAGCUGUGAUUUCCUCUAACAUGUAGUUUAUUCAAGUGUACCACUUCAUCAAGGAUGAGCAUCAAGGAUGAGCUUGUUUUGUUUUGAAAAAUGUAAUGGAGUCAUGCUCCAGACAAAGACCACAGACAGUAAACUGUGUUCAUGUUCUACUUAAGGAUCUUCAGACUUGUAAAUCUGGAGCUAAAGCUUUCAAUUGUGAAGAAAAACAAAUCUUAAAAAUAUUUUUGUUUUAAAAAAAAGUGACACAACGCUGUUAAAGAGGCACUUUGAAGUUCUUAGCUCUUUUUUGGCCUUUUUGUUAUCUGUUUCAGUAUCGUUUUGUCUUUAACUUUUAUGCUGCUGUCUUGGACAUGUCUCCCAUGCAAAAGAGGUUUCUGACUUCAAUGAGACUUACCUGCUUUAAAUAAAUAUUAAAUAAAGUAAAUCCAUAGAAAGUGA